CGCUGAGGUGCGCAUGCGCGUCGUUCGGGUUCUCCAGCGACUUGUGAAUUCUUUGUCGCUGCGAACUGAUGAACCUGCUUUGUGCUUCUUGUUUUAUUCUAGAAACAGUUUGAACGAGAUCGUUUUAUUAUGACGACGGAAAAAAAAAAACCCCAACAGGUUCGCAGUGGAUCCUCUGGCAGUGCUAGAACGCGCUGAUGUAAUGUAAAGCUCUCAAUGUCGGAUAUGUACACAAACAAAACCGACGCUGGGGUUUAAGGUGGUGCGAUCAAGACUCGGGAGCAAAUUUAGGAAAACCUUGGAAGUGCGCAACAAAAACAAUCGCGCCAUGACGGGACUCGGGAGUUAAAACAAAACAAAAAACAGGAGCGAUUAAUCCUGCUACCAUGAAAGAGGAAAGGAGCAUUUAUUCGCGAAGGCAGCACAUGGAAUACGACAGCGGGCUUCACCUUUCCAGCUGCCUUGACAACGCGGAGAAGGGCACGGGAAGAGGAGGAAUCGUGUGGAUCAAUAACGAUCCCGAAUAAUUAAUAAUCAUCAUAAUAAUAAUCGAUCGGCGAGGAUUACUUUCGCAGGGAGAUGGAGACCGUCGGGAAAUUCGAGUUCAGCAGGAAGGACCUCAUAGGCCACGGGGCAUUCGCGGUGGUGUUUAAAGGCAGGCAUCGAGAGAAACAUGACUGGGAGGUUGCUGUGAAAUGCAUCAAUAAAAAGAAUCUAGCAAAAUCACAAACUCUACUGGGGAAAGAGAUCAAAAUCUUAAAGGAACUGAAGCAUGAAAACAUCGUCGCUUUACACGAUUUUCAGGAAACGGCGAGCUCUGUGUAUUUGGUGAUGGAGUACUGUAACGGAGGAGACCUGGCCGACUACUUGCACUCCAAAGGCACACUGAGCGAGGACACCAUCCGUGUGUUCUUGCAGCAGAUAGCAGGCGCUAUGAGAGUGCUGCAGGCCAAAGGCAUCAUCCACAGAGACCUGAAACCACAGAACAUCCUGCUGUCCCAUCCAGCCGGCCGCAAGUCCCACACCAACAACACCUGCAUCAAAAUAGCUGACUUUGGCUUUGCACGGCACCUCCAGAACAACAUGAUGGCUGCUACCCUUUGCGGCUCUCCCAUGUAUAUGGCUCCAGAGGUUAUCAUGUCACAGAACUACGAUGCCAAGGCUGACCUGUGGAGUAUAGGAACCAUUGUGUUUCAGUGCCUGACUGGGAAAGCCCCAUUUCAAGCCAGCAGUCCUCAGGACCUCCGCAUGUUUUAUGAGAAGAAUAAGAAUCUUAGCCCAAACAUUCCCAGAGAGACGUCCAGCCACCUGAGGCACUUGCUUCUUGGCCUGCUGCAGAGGAACCAUAAGGACCGCAUGGACUUUGAUGAAUUCUUCAAGCACCCUUUCCUCGAGGCAAGCUCCACCAUGAAGAAGUCUGCACCGGUGACCCUGACCUGCUUUCCCAGCUCAGGAUCAGCAAGCUCAUGUAGCAGCUCCUCCACCUCACACCUUGCUUCUCCUCCUCAGUCCCUUGGUGAGAUCCAGCAGAAUCGAGCCAAAGCGUUGGCCUCCCCUACCCAGGAUUCUCCAGGUUUCUUGCUGAAGGAUUCAGCUGGUGGUGGAGGAAGCAGUAAGAACUCUUCCUGUGACACAGAUGACUUUGUCAUGGUUCCGGCUCAUUUCCCCAGUGAGCUGACAUGUGAAAUGCCCUCAGGGAAGGUGCUUCAGGAUAGUCUUAUGUAUAGUGGAAGUUCUCUUCUUGCUUCUGGAAGUCAGGGCAAUCAGGCCAAGUCUCUUCCACGCUCACCCUCUUACAGCAGCUCCGCACCACCAGCUGGCAGGCCUCCUGAACACUCUUUGAGCAACUGUAGUAACUAUGGACAGUCCGUACCCAUUCCAGUGCCCACACAGAUUCACAACUAUCAGCGUAUGGAGCAAAACCUGCACUCUCCCAGCCAGGAUGGCUCCCCACGGUGCACUCCAGUGCGGCGGUGCAGCAGUGGCAGUCCCCUUGGUUGUGGAAGGACAGGACCAUCUCCCCCUCAUCACUCAACAUUCACCACCCGCAGACUGUCUAUUGGAGGCAUCAAACCACUUCAGCUCUCCCCACAGGCUCUUCAGCUACCCGAUGCUAAGUCCAGAUCCAGGCAGCAUGGGCUGGGCUCACGCCUCCACAGUGCCCCCUGCCUGCUGGAGGCCGCUGGCGGCUGCAGGCAGACGAUCAGGAAACAGCACUCGGACCCCGUGGUGGCCCCGCAGGGAGGCGCGAUGGCCCUGAGGCCCCUACAUUCCUCUCCCCGACUCAGUGAACUGAUGCAGCGCAGUCCUUUACCCACCAUCCUAGGAUCACCAUCAAGAGCCAUGUCCCCGUUUGAGUUCCCAAAGCCGCCCAGCUCGCCGAACAUGGUGACAUUUCUGACUCAGCAGGGUUUAGUUUUCCCUUCAUCUCCCAGUCGGCCAUGCCAGGGAGAAACAGGCAUGCCUGCUGCUUUCCAACCCGAGGACACCAAGACUUUUGGGAGGUCGCAGAGCUCUGGUCGUCUGUCGGACAUGCUGUUAAUGGCGGCAUUCGGGGGACAGCUCGGAGACAGAGGCAGCACGGAGAACCUCAGUGCUGACAGAGCAAUCGACAUCGCAGCGCCUGCUACUGGUGGGACCAUGGUGGUGGGUUCAGGCAGUCCUGCAAGAGUGGUGUUCACUGUGGGCUCGCCCCCCAGCGGAGGAACACCACCCCACACCUCUCGUUCUAGAAAAUUCUCAGCAUGCUCCUCAAGCUCCAUCAGUCCCGUGGGGUCCCUCACCAGCCGUUACCCUCAGACAGGCAUGUGUUUGGAUGGUUUUGAGGCCUCAUCCAGUCCUCGUUACGGUCUCACCGACCCCAUCUCAGCCAACUUGGAGGGUGCUGUGAUGUUUGAGGCCCCCGAACUCCCAGAAGAAACGCUCAUGGAGCAGGAGCACACAGAGAUUCUGCAGAGGCUUCGGUUCACGCUGGAUUUUGCUCGCUGUAUAGUGGAGGUGGCAGCGUCGAGAGGUGGAGAAGCCGGACAAGCCGAUCAGCCCUUGACCUGCCUACACCAGCAAGAAAGCGUUGUGGCCGACCAGAUCAGUUCUCUGAGCCGCGAAUGGAGUCACGCUGAGCAGUUGGUGCUGUACAUGAAGACUGCAGAGCUCCUGUCCACUGCACUGCACACAGCCAUGGAGGGGAUCAAACAGGGCAAACUGUAUCCCUCCACCACGGUCAAACAAGUGGUCAGGAGACUAAACGAUGUGUACAAGUCGAGCGUGUCUUCAUGCCGCUCCCUGAGUGCGCGUCUGGAGCGUUUCUUUACCCGAAAGCAACGGCUGAUGGACCACAUCAACACCAUCACUGCAGAAAGGCUCAUCUUUAGCCACACUGUGCAGAUGGUGCAGGCUGCAGCUCUGGAUGAGAUGUUUCACCAGGGCGAGGCUUCAGUACAGCGCUACCACAAAGCCUUGCUGUUGAUGGAGGGUCUGUCACUGCUCCUCACUGAGCAGGCCGACAUCCUGAGCGUCAGCAAGUGCAAGCAGUGUAUCGAGCGUCGCCUCACUGCACUGCAGACGGGCCUCUGUGUAUAGAGAUUCAACCAAGUUCCUUACAUUCCUCCCUUACAUACCUUCUUUCCAUUCCUCUUGCUGCUUCUUCUUCUUUCUCAUCUAAGAAAAUGAAGACUGAGAGGACCGGGUCCAUGGUCAUGGGUUUGUGUCAGUGAUUCCUGCGGUGUACAGAGAGUCCUGAAUCACAGUGUGUAUGAAUGAAAACUAAAGCUGCAGGCAAUCACAUCAGACCCACACCGAGUCCCUGACGUUGUCGUGGAUGUCUUUUUAAAGCGAUAAGCUGCACUGUGGAAACAUGGUUUUGUUUUGCAUAGACAUAACACUAUGUCAGGCUCUGAGUUUCUUAAGUUCUGGGAUUGUGCAAUCACAGGUGAUAGAUAUUCAUCAGCAGCUGGAUUUAAUCAUACACUCGUAUUAAACUGUAUCUUUCGUGCUCACUCGGGUGCUGCGUUCUUUGUAGCUUUAGUGUGCACUUGCAUGUAGUGUAUCUUUAAAGCUUUAAUCUAUAAAUGAAAUACCAUUCAUUUAUGUAACUUGAAGGUGCACUACAUCCACAGUCCAGCUGAAACGUACAUAAUGAAGGUACAAAGGAUGGAUUUUUUGAGGGUACCACACCCCAUAUUAACCUACUCCACCACAUAUUACUGCACCCCAAGCCAAAUUAACCCACCCAACAUUACCCCAAAGCAAGCCAUAUUACCCCACACCAUAUUACUGCACCACAACCCAAGUUAACCUACCCAACAUAACCCCAAAACAACCCAUAUUACCCCACACCAUAUUAGUGUACCCCAACUCAAAUUAUCCUACCCAGCAUUACCCCAAAGCAACCCAUAUUACCCCACACCAUAUUACUGCACCACAACCCAAAUUACCCCACUCCAGAUUAAACUAUCCAUUAUUACUCCACCACAACCCAUUUUACCCCACACCAUAUUACUGCACCACAACCCAAAUUACCCCACUCCAAAUUAAACUAUCCAUUAUUACACCACCACAACCCAUUUUACCCCAUACCAUAUUACUGUACCACAACCCAAGUUAACCUACCCAGCAUAACCCCAAAACAACCCAUAUUACCCCACACCAUAUUAGUGUAUCCCAACUCAAAUUAUCCUACCCAACAUUAUCCCAAAGCAACCCAUAUUACCCCACACCAUAUUAGUCUACCCCAACUCAAAUUAUCCUACCCAACAUUAUCCCAGUGUAACCCAUAUUACCCCACAUCAUAUUACUGCACCACAACCCAAAUUACCCCACUCCAGAUUAAACUAUCCAUUAUUACCCCACCACAACCCAUUUUACCCCACACCAUAUUACUGCACCACAACCCAAGUUAACCUACCCAACAUUACUCCAGUGCAUCCCAUUUUACCCCACACCAUAUUACUGCACCACAACCCAAGUUAACCUACCCAACAUUACUCCAGUGCAUCCCAUUUUACCCCACACCAUAUUACUGCACCACAACCCAAGUUAACCUACCCAACAUUACUCCAGUGCAUCCCAUUUUACCCCACGCCAUAUUACUGCACCCCAACCCAACUUACCCCACAUUACCCCACCACAUAUUACCAUACCCCACAUUACCCCAUCGCAUAUUACCCUACCCUACAAUACCCCUCUACGUAAUCACCUCAUCCUUCGAAAGACACAGUUUAAUGCUCUAACUCAAGAGUGUCAGUUGGAACUCAUAUUUCUGGUCAGGUAUAUUCCUAGCCACUUGAAGGCAAAUUUCACAUCAAUAUCCACGUCACACAUGUGACCUCCUAAUUGACUGUGUCACUUGACACUUUUCUUUUACUUUAUUUCCCCCUUUUGCUUCAAGAAUAUCUUCACCAGAUGAAUGUAACAGACCAAAUAAAUGAGACGAACCAUGGGUUACACCAAGACGGUAACUUGGAGCUGAAUUUGAAGCUCAUUAGUUCUUUUGCACCAUUUUAUUCAAUCCAGAUCAAAUAUAACCAGAAAUAAUGUAAUAAACAGGGAUUAAUUCAUUAUCUUGGGAUACAAACACUUCACUUGGGAUUACAGUUAAAAAAAAAACCCCAUGAAACGUUUGUGAUUAUUUAUAGUUUUUUAUACUUGAUUGAAAACUAGCAUGGUAUUUUUACUGUAUUCCUAGAGCUUUCUUUAUCUGAAUUUUCUUUUUAAAUAAAAACAUGACUUUAAAUAAUUAGUUCUUACAUCAGUUUACAUUAGAUAUUAAUUAAAAACCAACACCAGGAUUUAGAACGAUGGAUUAAAUGAAGUUCGGAAUAUUUUGAACUAGUAUUCCUAAAUAAUUUGGUGCUGGAUCUGGAUUCACAGAUAAACAUGGAUCUAUUCCAGUAGCUUUCUUGGUGCAACCCAGGCCAUGUUGUGUAGAAAAGCAUGUUAUAUAGUCAGCCAUAAAGCUUGUAGUUUACACGGAACUCCAAUACUUUCUCCCUGUUUUCUUUCGGAGUUUUUAUUACCAGUCAGGCCGUGUGUAGCACUUUAGUGAAUGCUGACCAAGAUUGUCCACUUUGUCUCCAAAUUAGAAAAGACAGGAAAAAAAUGAUUGUCGGACUUGAUCAAUUUUAUCACUAUUUUUUUUUUUUCCUUUUACCUCUUCUGUGUUUUUACAUUUUGUUUGGCAAUCAUGUUUGUCCUACUUUUAAACGUGUGUAUGAGUGACCGAAGGACAGAAAUCGACGACAUUCGUUUUAGUUGUAGCUGUUAACGAGAAAUAGUAUAGGCGUAGUAUAGCGUGCAGCAGGCCCUGCGCUGUAAAGCAAUAUUAUUUCAUUUCGUUACAGCCACGUGUAUUUCUUAGCGACGGAUCUCUCUUUUUGUCCCAGUUUAAUAUUCAGUCCAAGAAUUCGUAAAGGACUGUAGCUUGGUAGUGAAUGCGGAGUAACCCAGACGUUUACUGCGCCGCAUGAGGACUCCGCCUGUUUCCAUGCGAGUGUUUUUGUUGAAUGCUUUUAAAACUAUUAUUGUAUGCUGAGUGGUUUGGUUUUGUGUGUCAGAUAUAGGUUAAAUCUAUUUAAAAAUGUGCCUUUAAAAAAAAAAAAAAAAAAGAGCAAAAAUGUAAACACUGAAAAAGGUUUUGUUCGUUAUUUUCUAGUAGCUUUAAUAGAUUGUUGCCUGUUUUUGUUUGUUUUUUGUUUUCAUCGUUUGUCACAUUUUCGGAUGCGUGAUGAAGGACAGGCUUUUCGAGUGUUUGUGUGUUUCGAUUGCAUUGUGUGUUAAAAAGGAUGUAUGAUGGUUAGUAUAUGCCAUACUUUAGUCCUAAACUUCUUUUUUUUUUUUUUUGUACUACUUAAGUAUGUUUUCUAAUAGAUGCUUCACGAUAGAUAACAAUAAGAAGGCCAGUUACAGUAUGAACCAAACGUUCCAACAACGCUGGGGUGGUUUUGGGGGAUAUUUUUCUACUCUCUGGUGAUAUUUUGUCUUUCUAUUCAUUAAUCAUUAAAUGCACCCCCUUUUUGAGUUAAUACUACUCAUCAAACGUCGAAUCAUUUUUAACGUCGUGUGCUGCGUCUUUAUCUCCUGUGCUGCUGAUGCCACACUUACCCUGAAUUACACCGAUUCUGUGUAAUCUCGAGAAAACGUUGCUUCUCUACUCCGCAUAUGAGGUGACAGACUUUACCCUUAAGUACCACUUGUAAAUAAAGAUUGUAAAUUAAGUUAUUGCGCCAAACGUGUAAAUAUGACACGCGAACGCAUGAAGACAUGCUUUUUCUUUCCCUUUCACCCCACCAAAGAGAGUAAUGCUAAAUCUCCUCCCAGUGGUCACUAAACCUCUAUUCACUCUGUAGUAAGUUACGGAAAUGUGCACACUGUUUCCAUGUCAAUAUAAAGGUGUAACUUUUUUUUUUUUUUUGCUUUGAAGGGUACAAUAAGUAAAUAAAUGGAAAAAAAAAACAUUAAAAUGUU
Messenger RNA from Hemibagrus wyckioides, 7461 nucleotides. It is a transcript of the gene ulk1b, whose product is annotated as unc-51 like autophagy activating kinase 1. Gene Ontology annotation, molecular function: protein serine/threonine kinase activity; ATP binding. NCBI's taxonomy places the organism in Eukaryota, Metazoa, Chordata, Actinopteri, Siluriformes, Bagridae. The record is from RefSeq and is a predicted model, not a curated record. Gene Ontology annotation, biological process: axon extension; peptidyl-serine phosphorylation; autophagy. The transcript has 27 exons. Gene Ontology annotation, cellular component: autophagosome; cytoplasm. Bases 580 to 3579 code for a protein of 999 amino acids.